This is a messenger RNA of Lates calcarifer (barramundi perch), 2190 nucleotides long. RefSeq names its product junctional adhesion molecule 2a (gene jam2a). Lineage: Eukaryota; Metazoa; Chordata; Actinopteri; Centropomidae. The record is from RefSeq and is a predicted model, not a curated record. Gene Ontology annotation, biological process: leukocyte tethering or rolling. Gene Ontology annotation, cellular component: cell surface; protein complex involved in cell adhesion; tight junction.
GCGUCUUGGACACGGCGCUGCGCUCUCGGCGCUCCGCCGCUCUCUUCCUCUGAAAGCACACCCCGCCCUCCCCUCCACCUCCAUCUCCAUCUCCACCUCACUCAGCGCCGAAAAAUCGCACAACCAGAGGGAGAGAGGACGUUCAUCCGCUACCUUUCGUAGCAACCGAGGCACGCCGUCCACCCCAGCCCAGACUUCUUAUCAGCCCGGGACACCGGUUCCUCUGUAGCCUAUUAGCCCCCCCCAACCCCGUCCGCGCGUCCCGCUCAUCAGCUCGCCCGCCAGCCACUCCGUUCCGUGUAGUAUCGCUCAGCUCCGCGCCGGGCCGGUCCGGUCGCAUUCCUCGCCCCCCCCCCCCCGGAGAGCAGUUUAUUCCCUGGAAGCUGGAUGAAUUAUAGGAGAGUUGCGAACAAGUGCGAGAAGAAAGCUGAGGCUCGGGAUCUGCCUCCUGCUGCGUCCAGGGAAGACAAGACUCAGCCAGAGUUGUGGACAAUAAUGGAGGGGACGUCACUGUAUCUUCCUAUUGUUAUUUUACUGAUGCAAUGUUCUUCCUCUGUUCCCGUCACAGUAUCGACCAAGAACCACAAGGUGGAGGUGCGCGAGUUCUCAGAUGCAAUACUGUCCUGCAUGUUCCACACAGAGCGAGACUCGAACCCCCGCAUCGAGUGGAAGAAGAAGGGGAAAGAUGUCUCUUUUGUGUACUUUGAUGGACACUUCAGAGGUCCCUUUGAAGGCCGGGCGAGCAUCGAAGGGGCCACGGUGACGCUGCAUAGGGUGACUCAGGAGGACGCCGGGGAGUACCGCUGCGAGAUCAGCGCUCCUCUUGACUCUGUCAGCCUCGGCGAGACCAACGUGACGCUCAAAGUCCUGGUGCCCCCCCACACCCCGUCCUGCGAGAUCCCCAGUUCCGCAGUGACGGGCUCUGUGGUGCAGCUGCGCUGUAGGGACCAGCAGAGCAUUCCGCCGGCUACUUAUUCCUGGUUCAAGGACAGCCAGCCAAUCAGCCAGCCCCGAUAUGCCAACGCCACCUAUUUCAUCAACUCGUACACAGGAGUGCUGGAGUUCAAAGCUGUAGCCAAAGAGGACACGGGUCGGUACAGCUGCCGGGCAUCGAACGGGGUGGGGCCGGCGAAGACGUGCGAGGGCAAGCACAUGACAAUAGAGGACAUCAACAUCACAGCAAUAGUGGCAGCGGUGGUAGUGGUCUGCCUGGUCGUCGUGAUCUGCGGCUGCGGAGGGCUCGUCUUACACCGCAACGGUUUCUUCAGCCCAGGACACAGAGGAAGGUCCUUUUGGAUCUCCCAGUGUCAUGGUGCAGCCCACAUCAGCAGCCAAACCCUGCACAGAACAGAUGAAACGUCCAAUGUCAACUACAUCCCCCCGCCCCAAGAACCCCAGGAUUUUAAACACACCCAAUCAUUCAUGCUCUGAGAAGCUGGACUCUGAACGAGCUCUUGAUCUUCCACUACGUGCUGAUUUCAAUCCUCCUCUUACCGCUCCUUUUGGAUGGGUUGUGACGAGCAAAUUUGCGAGGCUUUUUAAUCUAUUGCUUUGCUGUGUGGUUUGCCUCUGUCAUUGACAUUUUCUGCUCUUAUGGGAUUAAGUACAGUUUUGUGGCAUUCUGCUCCCCCCUGGUGGUCAGAUUUUGAAAUACCAGGGACCACUGGAGACUUUUAAACAUUUUGCUUCUCUCUGCAGGCCAAUUAUUUAACUCUUUUUUUUUUUUUUUUUUUAACCAAAGACUGAUUGGGAUUGUUUGUCGUUUUGUUUUGAAAUUUGAAUCGUUGCGAGGGAUUUCUCAUUAAAGCCAUAGGGAAAGCAAUCUACUCAAAUAUAAAUGCAGUUUACCUCAGCCACUAUUUUGUCUUUGUAACGCUGAGGCCACAAAAGAUCCUCGUGAUCUUAGUGGGAACAGGAGGCCGAUUCAAUUGAGACCAACCCCGUUCCGUCCUAAUGUGCCUGCAUGGUCUUUUGAUAUAUACCUUGUGCCUUUUUAAUUUGUCUGUCAUUUAACUAUGGAUCACAAUUUUUUGUAAAGAACUUGCCUUACUUUUUUGUCUUUAUAUUUUUGUGCCACUGUUUAUCAAUGUUUGUCAAAAAUGGAGUGUCUGUUUUUAGACUGUGUGAAUGGGUUGUUCAGAGUUUUAUUUCAAUGGUAUAUCAGUAAUAAAGUUUUUCUAUUCAAAACUA